CAGCACGGUAACAAUCUACGUGAGCUGCAUCUCAUUUACAGCUGGAAGUGGGUGACGUGCAGUCAGCAUCUUGGUUUGAAAUUAAACUUGUUUUUGCACAGCUGUUUAGCUGGUGUAUUUUCUAAACAGUUGGAUAUGAAAAGACCUCCGAACUUACUUUGUCAACAACGGGCUGUUUGCCACUGAAACACCCGACUGAUGUGACUGUUUGUGGUGGAUUUGUGAGAGCUGUACGGUUUAAAAAAUAUGCAAGCGCCCAGCCGGCCGGACUACGUGUCUGUCCACUUGACUGGACAACAGACUGGGAGCUACAAUAAUGGCAAGCAGUGGAGGAGGCAGUCGUACUGGAGGAAAUGGAAGCAGCUGUCCAGGCUACAGCGAAGUCUUUUCCUCUUCAUGCUCGUUCUGCUUUUCAUCUGUGGCCUGGCUUCCUAUUCUUCUGUUACCAAGCAGCUCCGAGGUUUUACAGUGAGAGAGCAGGAGACGGAGAGCAACAUCCUUCAGAAACCCUUCAAACCUCAUGCGCUACCGGAGCCGGUCAAACAGGGCCAAGACCCGCUGCCUGACCAGCUCUCUCAGAGGAAAUUAUCCAAUAAGAGAGGACCUCCUGUCCGUCCGAACCGUCUUCAGAAGCAAGGAAACACAUCUAAUAUCCUGUCUGAAGUCAAGGUAGCUGACAUCAAGAAGGAGGGAGAGGAGGAGAGAGUCAUCAGCUGGCGUGGGGCGGUGAUCGACACUGUCCAGGCCACAGACGGCACCAAGGAUGGAGAAAACAAGGAGGACUCGCCUGGCAACCGGAAUGUCAACCAGUCAAAAGUUUUAGAGACAGAGCGGAUGGAAGCAGUGCGGGAAGCUUUCAGACAUGCCUGGAAGGGUUACAAAGAAUAUGCCUGGGGCCACGACGAGCUCCGGCCCGUCUCCAGGUCCUACAGCGAGUGGUUUGGGCUCGGCCUCACGCUGAUCGAUGCACUGGACACCAUGUGGAUCCUGGAGCUCAAGCAGGAGUUUGAAGAAGCCAGGGAAUGGAUUGCCUCAGAGCUCACCUUCAACAGAAAUGUUGAUGUUAAUCUGUUUGAAACUACCAUCCGCAUCCUGGGAGGCCUGCUGAGCACCUACCACCUGACCGGGGACAGCCUCUUCCUGGACAAAGCUAAAGACGUUGGCUCCAGGCUGAUGCCAGCCUUCAACACACAGUCCAAGAUUCCCUACUCUGAUGUAAACAUUGGGAAAGGCACCGCCCACCCGCCUCGCUGGACCUCUGACAGCACUGUGGCUGAAGUUACAAGCAUUCAGCUGGAGUUCAGGGAGCUCAGCCGGCUCACCCAGGAACCUCAGUACCAGGCUGCAGUAGCUGAAGUCAUGAAUCAGGUCCACAAGCUAGAAGGCAAGCUGGACGGUCUUGUUCCCAUGUUCAUCAACACUAACAGUGGACAGUUCACCCAUCAAGGCAUCUUCACACUGGGAGCCAGAGCAGACAGCUACUAUGAAUACCUGCUGAAGCAGUGGAUCCAAGGGGGCAAGAAGGAGGACCAGUUUUUGGAAGACUAUCUGCAGGCCAUUGAGGGUGUAAAGAAGAACUUGCUACAGAAAUCUUCACCAAACGGUCUUGUUUUUGUUGGAGAACUCUCCCAUGGGCAGUUCAGUCCUAAAAUGGAUCAUCUGGUAUGUUUCCUCCCCGGUACUUUGGCCCUCGGUGCUCAUAAUGGCCUCCCUGCUGACCACAUGGACCUGGCCAAGGAGCUGAUGCACACCUGCUACCAGAUGUACGUCCAGAUGGAGACUGGCCUCAGUCCUGAGAUUGUUCACUUCAACAUGCACCAGGGCAGUAUCAGAGACAUUGAUGUGAAGCCUGCAGACAGACACAACCUUCUUCGACCAGAGACUGUGGAGAGUCUCUUCUAUCUGUACAGGUUCACUAAAGAUCGCAAAUACCAGGACUGGGGCUGGAAAAUUCUGCAAAACUUUAACAAGUACACCAAGGUUUCCUCUGGUGGCUACACAUCCAUCAACAACGUGUGUGAUCCAGAUUAUCCCAGUCCCAGAGACAAGAUGGAGAGCUUCUUCCUGGGAGAGACCCUGAAAUAUUUCUACCUGCUCUUCUCCGAGGACGCUGACCUCAUCAGUCUUGACAAGUACGUCUUCAACACCGAGGCUCACCCGCUGCCCAUAUGGCCUCCGGCUGAGCCACAGCCACUGUGAACCAGAACACUCCUCAGGGUUGGUAUGACACCAGAACCACCUCUGUCUGUGUAAGUAACAGAACUACAUCAGAUGCGUGAAUCAUGAAAACUGGCUCUUUUAUGCUAUCCAGACUUUGCUUGUAUGGAAAAGUCAAGUCACUUUCAUGGCUAUGCCUUUGUUUAUUUGUUGUACUCAUUGGUUUUGUGCUGGUGAUGAUCAGAUCCUGACCCUGAUCAGGAGGAACUGUGGUGGGUGGGUCGAUCACAGCUGGAGCUGCUGGGCCAAGUUCUACCACAUCCACUUUGGAACUACCUGAUUUUUUUCCUUUUUUUUUCAGAAAUGGUUUCUAGACUUUUUUUUCUACUGUUAUUAAAAACAAAGUAUCUACCUUGCAGCUGUGAGCGACUGCAGGCUCGUCGUCUCCACAUUCCAAGCAAGUGGAACCGUUUCUCUCCCAGGAACAGGAAGUAGUUCUCAUCAUGAGCCAUUUGGUGAGACUGAAGCUGUUUUUAGUCGUCCCCAGAGCUUCCUGACGGGCGCACAGCUGUGCUGCAUUCAUGUCAUUCAGCUGCAGCUCCUUCAACAUGUGUCCUGAUUGUUAAAGAUCUAAUAGAAAAUAUAGAAUUUCUCUCUAAA
Molecule: messenger RNA, 2817 nt
Organism: Poecilia reticulata (guppy)
Lineage: Eukaryota; Metazoa; Chordata; Actinopteri; Cyprinodontiformes; Poeciliidae
Gene: man1b1b
Product: mannosidase, alpha, class 1B, member 1b
Biological process (GO): mannose trimming involved in glycoprotein ERAD pathway; carbohydrate metabolic process
Cellular component (GO): membrane; endoplasmic reticulum
Molecular function (GO): calcium ion binding; mannosyl-oligosaccharide 1,2-alpha-mannosidase activity
Source: RefSeq, a predicted model, not a curated record